AUUAGCACUGACGUUCCUGCUGGUUCGAUUGCGGAUACGGCGGCAAACAUGUCGGAUAUUCCAAUGGCCAGCGGAAUACAGCACCCUACUCAGCAAAACGAAAUUCUCGCGCAGCUUGCGCAGAUCCCGCAGGACCAGUUGGCCAACUUCCUUCGCGUUUUAGCGGGCAUGAGCACUGUCGCUCAGGGCGGUAAUUUAACGAACAUUCUUCCUGCUAGUUCUGCCGCAGGUACCGGUCCCGAUACACCGGCCAAGCCUAGUUCUCGUCCGGCUGCAACGGGUACUCGCGAGGACGAUAGCCUACACGAGUUUGACAAUACCUCGACACAUCGCUCCCGCCAUGUCGCAAAUCGUUCUCGUCGGGACAUGGUUUCCGCCUCUGUCAUAGAGGAUGACGAUCUGGAAGACGACACUCCUCGUCUUGGCCGCCAACCAGCCAGAACGACCACACAGAAGAACGAGUAUAAUUGGGUACUCGGCGACCAGACCCUCCCAGUAGCGGCGCUUUCAGGGGUUACGCCUCCCUCUCGUAACCCGCUGAUGUACACCGCAUACAUCCUCAACAAUCUCGCCCGAUCUAGUCCCGAUGAAAACUUGCUUUGGUCGAUCCUACGCGCUGGUGGUGGAAUCCGGUACAUUGUUCGUCUUCUUAAGGUCAAGGAGCGUGCUCAGGGUCCAGACGGCACGUCGUACGCCGUACUCAAGUGGGGUCGUCCUCAGCAGCGUACUGCUAUUGCUGCCUAUGCAAAGCUCGCACAGACUAAUAACGGGGUCUCGUGUACUACCUGCCAGAACGCUUCGAGUGUCGGCCCGUUCCGGUCAUGCAUUGCGACGGGCGAGUUCAGUGGCGCUUGUACGAACUGCCAAUAUCAUUCACGUGCUGCCCAGUGCAGCCUACGUAACGGCGCUGACGAGACUGGAACUGUUCAGCGCGGUAUCAAGCGUGCCCGAACCGAUAUAUCACCAUCCGAGCAGCGUCCUCGCCCCCGUACUAGCGCUAGUGGUUUCCGCCACGACAGUGCUCGGCUCCAGAACGAGGACCAUAUUCACCAGUCUGGAGCGGCACCUAGUGGUACCUCUGCCAAGCAGCUCUUCCGCAUUCUCUUCUGUUCUAUGCCGACAGCAGAGCUGGAGGCUAUCGUUAAGGACGGUCGCCUAGAACUUGACCGUCGUGGCAGCACCAUUUGAGCUUCUGGGGCUGGAGAUUACGACGAUUACGAUUGGGUCUUUAUGGUACGGAGUUUGGGAUGUGAGAUGCAUUGGGUUA
Parathielavia appendiculata is the source of this 1267-nucleotide messenger RNA. RefSeq lists its product as uncharacterized. The transcript is spliced from 4 exons. The coding region runs from base 49 to 1188 and encodes 379 amino acids. The record is from RefSeq and is a predicted model, not a curated record. NCBI's taxonomy places the organism in Eukaryota, Fungi, Ascomycota, Sordariomycetes, Sordariales, Chaetomiaceae.